GAGUAACUUUCCGAGGACGGAAGACCAAAUUUUGCGUUUGUAGGGUUUUAGAAAAUCUUCAUCUUCAAUGUUUGGAGCUCCGAAGAACAAUUGCCCGUUUCAACCUUGGCAGCCAUUGCGAAGCACCUAACCUAUUUCGUUUACUGAAUCUUAAUUUUAGUUUCUUCUAUCUCCGUGGGUGGGUUUUCAGCUUUCUUUGAGUGUAGUAUCCUCUGCAAUAUCAACCCGUCGUGCUCUAGCCAUCGAUUUCCAGGUGGUUGCAGAUAUAAUGUUGAAGCAAGUGGUUGCCAAGUAUUCUAUAGGUAAAGCGGCGAUUUAUGGAAGUAACAGAGAAAAGCUUAGACCUUUCAUGUGCCAAACCAGUUGUCGAUUCCACAAUGGACGGACUGUUUUUGCACCAAGAAGCUUCUUUGGUGUAGAAGACUACGUGGAUGACGACACAAGCCGGCCAUACACAUACCAAAAAGAGAAAAAGUCGAAGAAUCCAGACAAGCAUGUGUCGUUCAAGCAACGAACAGUUGCAUACAUGGAGCCGUUCACUCUAGAUGUCUUCAUCUCAAAGCGCUUUGUUUCGGCAUCUCUCACGCACCGUGUUACAUGUAGGCAAGUUGCUGUUGCGGGAACAAACUCUAAAGACGUAAAAGCUGUUCUGAGGUCAAGAUGUGAUAUCCCGGCAUGUAUGUCCAUAGGGAGGAUCUUGUCUGAGCGUGCAAAAGAAGCUGAUGUGUACACGGCUUCUUAUACGCCAAGGGACCAAGACAAGUUUGAAGGGAAAAUCAGAGCUGUUGUCCAGUCCCUUAUUGAUAACGGAAUUGAUGUUAAAAUUUAUCUCGAUUAGAAAACAAAUGUUUGUUGUGUCCGUGCUGAAAUUAGUGUUUGAUUUCGAUUUUCCUAGCAAACCUUAUUGAUUCAGCGAGAGACAAACUAAAUCCAACAAUUCAUGGGGAAAAAACAAAACAUAUGACAAACUAUUUUGAAACUGAAAUCCCAAGCAAGUCACUGCUCAUUACUUUUCAA
Messenger RNA from Arabidopsis thaliana (thale cress), 1017 nucleotides. RefSeq names its product Ribosomal L18p/L5e family protein. Gene Ontology annotation, cellular component: ribosome. The transcript has 3 exons. Gene Ontology annotation, molecular function: structural constituent of ribosome. The record is from RefSeq and is marked reviewed. Gene Ontology annotation, biological process: translation. The coding region runs from base 269 to 838 and encodes 189 amino acids. NCBI's taxonomy places the organism in Eukaryota, Viridiplantae, Streptophyta, Magnoliopsida, Brassicales, Brassicaceae.